Trichobilharzia regenti is the source of this 2993-nucleotide messenger RNA. Lineage: Eukaryota; Metazoa; Platyhelminthes; Trematoda; Strigeidida; Schistosomatidae. The record is from the annotation of a GenBank genome assembly.
GUUGGUCAAUGGGAUUUGAACGCGCAAUAUACAAAUACGUACGUUACUUAAAUGAGUUCACCUAAACGUCGAUGCUUUAGGCAAAGACAAGACAGCGAAAGCAGUUCUGACCAUGAAGUUGUCGAGAAAGAGGACGGUAAUGAGUCCAGUGGUCUGGAAGAAUACGAGAAAGAGGAGAUUACUCGACAAAAUGAUUUGAAGGAGCGUGAUGCUUUUGUGAAGCGUCUUGUUGACCGAGAUCAGCAAGAAACCAAACGACUGUCAUCUAAGCCUGCAAGUAAACAUGAGGAAGCUCUGAAAAAAAUUGCUGCUGGUGAAGUCAGUCGUGAAGAAAUGGUGGCUGAGUUGCGUAAAGCGUCUAGGCGUGCAUACUUGAAAAAGAGGCAGUCUGAUAAGCUCGCAGAUCUUCAAGCUGAAAUAAAGGAUGAGGAAUUAUUCUUUGAUGACGAAGAGCUUACUGAGGCGGAAAAGGCUGAGUUAGAGUAUAAAAAGACUAUUUUGGCGGUUGCAAAGUCUCACCAGCAGGCUGGGGAAUUAGAGAAUAUGGCUCGUUAUUACAUCCCCACUGAAGAAAAGCGUCCUGAAGAUCGUGAAGUAAAGGAACCUGAAAGUAAAGUUAAUGAUGAGGGCAAGCGGUGGGAGCAGGAACAUCUUUCUUCAGCACUUUUUUCAUUUGGUGCUAAGGAUAAAACUGAACGACAGGUGAAAUAUGAUCUUGUUUUGGAUGAUGAAAUAGAAUUCUUGAAGACAUUAACACGACCUGGUGCCAAUGUUGAAGAACAGGUUGAUCCAGAAGAAGAAGAGAAGAAAAAAGUUGCUGAUAAACGUGAAGCUCUUAAAGAGGCGAGAUGUUCCCUUCCCAUCUAUAAAUUUCGAGAUGCUCUUUUGCAAGCCAUAGAAGAUCACCAGAUUUUAAUCAUAGAAGGUGAAACAGGUUCUGGUAAAACAACUCAAAUUCCCCAAUACUUGUAUGAAGCGGGUUAUUGUAAUGGUGGAAAGCGUAUUGGUUGUACUCAGCCUCGUCGUGUUGCUGCUAUGUCAGUUGCUGCUCGUGUUUCACAAGAAAUGUCUGUUCGACUUGGUGGUGAAGUGGGUUACAGUAUUCGUUUUGAAGAUUGUACAUCUGAGCGUACAAUAAUAAAGUAUAUGACUGAUGGUAUGCUGCUGCGUGAAUUUCUCACAGAACCAGAUUUGGGCGCUUAUUCCGUAAUGAUGAUAGAUGAAGCUCACGAGCGUACACUUCAUACAGAUAUACUAUUUGGGUUAGUAAAGGAUGUUGCUCGUUUCCGUCCUGAUUUAAAACUCCUAAUCAGUUCUGCAACUUUAGAUGCAGAGAAAUUCGCAGCAUUCUUUGAUGAUGCUCCUGUAUUUCGAAUCCCAGGUCGGCGUUAUCCAGUUGAUAUUUACUAUACAAAGGCCCCAGAAGCAGAUUAUAUUGAAGCUGCUAUAAUAUCUGUUCUUCAAAUUCAUGUUACUCAACCACCAGGUGAUAUUCUAGUCUUUUUAACUGGUCAAGAAGAAAUUGAGACGGCUAAUGAACUACUUGUUGAACGUACAAGAAAAUUAGGCAGUAAAAUUCGUGAACUGUUAAUCUUACCAAUUUAUUCUACUCUUCCAUCUGAUAUGCAGGCGAAAAUAUUUGCUCCAACACCACCAGGAGCACGUAAAGUCGUUUUAGCCACCAAUAUAGCUGAAACAUCACUUACUAUUGAUGGUAUAAUCUAUGUGAUUGACACAGGAUUUUGUAAACAAAAAUUUUAUAGUGCACGUUCCGGUGUUGAAUCAUUGAUUGUUGUGCCGAUAUCACAAGCUGCAGCUGAUCAACGAGCUGGACGUGCUGGACGUGUAGCUGCUGGUAAAUGUUUCCGUCUGUAUACUUCACAUGCAUAUCAUACAGAAUUAGAAGCACAACCUAUUCCUGAAAUACAACGUACAAAUUUAGGCAAUGUUGUCCUAUUGCUUAAAUCUCUUGGAAUUGAUGAUCUGUUACACUUUGAUUAUAUGGAUCCACCACCACAUGAUGCAUUAAUCAUGGCAUUAGAACAGCUAUAUGCUCUGGGUGCAUUGAAUCAUAAAGGUGAAUUAACCAAAAUGGGUCGUCAAAUGGCUGAAUUCCCGUGUAGUCCACAAUUAUCAAAAAUGAUUUUAGCAUCAGAUAAAUAUAAAUGUUCCGGUGAUAUAAUUACUAUAGCAGCAAUGCUGUCAGUAAAUAAUGCCAUCUUCUAUAGACCUAAAGAUAAAGUAAUUCAUGCUGAUACAGCACGAAAAGGAUUUUUUCACAUUGCUGGAGAUCAUGUUAUGCUACUCAAUGUUUAUAACCAAUGGGCAGAAUCAGAUUUUUCUUCGCAUUGGUGUUAUGAACAAUUCAUUCAAUAUCGAACUAUGAAACGUGCACGUGAUAUUCGAGAUCAGUUUGUUGCCUUGUUAGACAGAGUUGAAAUUGAACUAGUGAAUAAUUCAAAUGAUCAUGUAAAUAUUAGAAAAGCUAUUACAGCUGGUUUCUUCUAUCAUACUGCACGAUUCACUGGGAAUGGUUAUAAAACAGUGAAACAAAAGCACACUAUUUAUCCACAUCCUAAUUCAUGUUUAGCUGAAGCCUUACCAAAAUGGGUUAUCUAUCAUGAGCUGGUAUAUACUACUAAAGAGUUUAUGCGUCAAGUUAUUGAAAUUGAACCAAAGUGGUUACUUGAAGUUGCACCGCAUUAUUACAAGGAGAAAGAGAUAGAAUGUACUAGUGAAAAAGUCUCAAAGAAUAAAGGCAAAGCACGUGCUGAAUUGGAACCAAGGGAAGGCAUUUAAGACUGUUUUAUUUUUGUAAAAAGAAGUAUUGUAUUGUAACUGUAAAACCUAGAUUAUGUAAUCUAACACUUGUAUAUUUUCAUUAUUAUUAUUAUUUUUAUUUAUUUUUAACUUCUUUGCUUUGUUUUAACAUGUAUUGAAAAGCUCCUUUUUAACAUAUUUUUGAAAAGACAAAUAAAGCUCCAAAGUUACAA